AUGGCUCAAACAGAUUUCCAACGCCUUGCCGUUGGUCUACAAAUCCUUCGAGAUGAAAUUCCCUUGAUUUCGAAUAUGCCAAUUCGAGAUGCUUUGCAACAGCAGAUCAACGCAAUCCAAGAAGAGAGCAACGCCAACCGCCAGCAGAUGGCCGAUCUUUUUGAGCAAGGACUAGCACAACUUCGAGACCAGAUUGCACAACUCGGAGGCCAGAAUGCACAACUUCGAGACCAGAUUGCAGAAGUACAAGCACAACUUCGAGACCAGAUUGCAGAAGUACAAGCACAACUCGGAGGCCAGAUUGCAGAACUUAGAGGUGAUACUCUACAACUACAAGGCCAGGUUGGGCUGGUUCAAAACGAGCAGCAACUUCUGCCAAUGAGGCUGUAUAAUGCCUCUGCUAGUGAGCUCGCACCGCUCCGAUACCCAGCUGCAAUACCCGGGCCGAAUGACCAUAUAUUGCCGGCAACCCGCCGUCACCUUUCAACGUUUAGUGCAAAUCAACUUCAAGCUGCUUCUCAAGCACUCGGACUUCCAGCCUUGCCCGCGAAUACCCUGGUUGAGGAUCGUAGACGGCAGAUUGCAGACUACAUCGGUGUUUCCUAUUGA
Messenger RNA from Morchella importuna, 609 nucleotides. RefSeq lists its product as uncharacterized. The record is from RefSeq and is a predicted model, not a curated record. NCBI's taxonomy places the organism in Eukaryota, Fungi, Ascomycota, Pezizomycetes, Pezizales, Morchellaceae. The coding region runs from base 1 to 609 and encodes 202 amino acids. The transcript has 3 exons.